UUUCAGAUUAAAUAAAAUUGAAAAUGAAAUAUAUGUUUCUCUUGACACCUACACUUUUCCUGGUUCUACAUUCUUCUUUUCCUGUAAUACAAGCAAGACAAUACUACCCGACACCGGAGUCAAAGAAUGAGUCUGGAUUGCAAAUGUUGAAAUCUAUUUGGGAAGAGAGAAUUAAACGUGCAAAAGAGAGAAUUAAGCUGGAAAAUACGAAAUCAGACUCAGAUUUAUAUUUGCCUGCUAAUGGAGCUCUGGCCCAUUUGAUAAUGCUAGAAGAAACUGUCCCCACUACUUCGAUCCCAGUCCAGAUUCAAAAAACGAACCCAUACAUCAAAUCAAUUUAUGAAAUUAAAAAAAUGCGGAAAGUAAACAAAACUGAGACUAGUAAGUUUGAAGAUUUAAAGAAUUUAUCCAACAAUUCUAAUAAUACGGCCUCCAUUGAAACAAUUCUUUUUAACAACACAGAUGAAGUUUUUACAUUGGAAUCAGCUGAUCCGAGAAGUACAGCUAACUCAAAAGAAACAGCUGAUCUGAUAAAAACAGCUGAUUUGAUAAAAACAGUUGAUUUGAUGAAACCAGCUGAUCCAAUAAAGUUAAAUAACCCAAUGGAAACAGCAGGCUUAAUGGAAAUAGCAGAUCAAAUGAAAAAAGCUAAACGGAUAGAAACAGCUGAUAUGAUGGAAACAGCUGACGCCAGUUUGGAGGAUUUCAGCAUUGAAGAUUUGUCAGAUGUGGUUUUGAUUAAUAAGGAAAUUAUGCCAACUAGUGCAGAGCUUAAACAUUUUGUUUAUCAAGUCAAAAGUAAAAUCCCAGAGGGUGAUGAAAAAGUCAAAAGAGAAUGGGCAGAGAAAAAAGAAAAAUACCUGGUUAAAAAAACUAGAAAGGUUCUUGAAGGAAUUAAAGAAGAAAUGGAUGGAAGUAACGAUGAAGAAACUGAAAUGGAAGAAGUUAAAGAUCAAGAAAUGAAAAAUGAAGCAUAUAAGAUGGAAUUGAAAGAAAAGCUAGAAAACUUUAAAAAUAAGAUGAUGAAAAAUGUUCUGAAUCAAAAGAGAAAAGAAGAUAUAACAUUUGACAAAACAAAAGUAAACAAUGGUCAUCAUAGAACAAAUAAAGAGCCAAUAAAGGAUUUUAAUGCAGAAUCAGAUCAAAUUGAAGUUGUUGAGAAAAAAACCAUGAACAAAAAAAAUAUUUCAACUCAAAUCGAUGAUUAUGAUGAAUUGCUUGAAGAUAAUUCUGACAGUGAAGAUAUUGCUCUAAAAAUUAAAUCAUUAGAAGAACAAGAUGAUCUUGUAAAUAAGGUAAGCAUUGAAGAAGCAAUGAAUGAAGAAGAACAGAAUGAGCGAAAAAGCGAUGAGAAAUAUUGGAGGAAUGACGAAGAUGACUUGAAUGAUAAUAAAGAAAAAUCUGAGAAUGAUCAGGCAGAAUCCAGAGUCAGUAAUAUCUAUGAAUACGAUCUUUUUUCAGCAGAGAUUUCUUCCCAGGACGGAAAUGAUGGAGGUGUGAUAGAUCUCACAGAAUACUGGAAUAUUGAACCGAGCAACGUUUUUACAAGAGAGGUUCCAAGUUCAGGUGACAUUUUUACAAACAUUUGCAAGAACUGA
Molecule: messenger RNA, 1598 nt
Organism: Eurytemora carolleeae
Lineage: Eukaryota; Metazoa; Arthropoda; Copepoda; Calanoida; Temoridae
Product: golgin subfamily A member 6-like protein 6
Exons: 6
Coding region: 24-1598 (524 amino acids)
Source: RefSeq, a predicted model, not a curated record